This is a messenger RNA of Fundulus heteroclitus (mummichog), 10420 nucleotides long. RefSeq names its product WDFY family member 4 (gene wdfy4). Bases 479 to 10177 code for a protein of 3232 amino acids. Gene Ontology annotation, molecular function: protein binding. The record is from RefSeq and is a predicted model, not a curated record. Lineage: Eukaryota; Metazoa; Chordata; Actinopteri; Cyprinodontiformes; Fundulidae. The transcript is spliced from 64 exons.
GCUCGGCCUGUCCUACCAGCUAUUAUUAGUAGUCAAGAUUGUGUUAGAAGUUCACAGGGGCAUUUGGAUUUCUUGAUUUCUCUGCUGAGUGGCCGGAGCUUGUUAAUGUGACUCAUGUCAUGCAAGUGUGACAUGGCUAGCCUUUGAAAACAAUAGCUCCUCUUUGCCUUGCAAGGGAGGGCCUCAUCCAACCAGCCAAGCAACAGUCUUUCACUUCUGCUUCUCUGAGGAAGUGAGAAAGCACAUGACCCGAACCAGCUGAUACAAGUUAUGCUGCUUGUUCAAAGUCUACUAGGUGCAGAUUAGUAAGGGGCGGGCUGUUCCGCGGAAGGGUCUGGGUGCCGUGCGUUUUCCGUCAUGCCACAGCGGGUCCCAGCUUGUCUUUCAGUCCAGCCGUAGGAAUACAGACAGACCCCUCGUUCCCCUGGAAAAACGCAACGCGGAUGACGAGGCCGUUCUGGAGCCAGGGAACACCUUGAUGGCUCUCACACAACUACAGAACCAAACUAUGAAGAGAGAGAGGAUCAAUAGGGAGACGGGAGAGCUGAGUGCUUCGGGGGAGUUGUCCGUGUCGCUGGAGGUGAAGGAAGAGAAGGUGGAGGGCUCUUCUGGAACCCCUCGGCUCCUUCAGCUGCUCAAAGAGCUCAAAGAGCAGCUGAAGGAACUGGGAAUUUACACGUACUCAAGCCAUGACCACAAAACUGACCAGCAUCCUUUAGAGCGACUAGAGCAGCACCUGCCUAAAGUCCUCCAUCUCUACACACAGGUUUGUGAAGACGGUGCCAGAUUUGAUGGUGCAGAUAUAAAGGGCCUUGCAGCUCUCACUGCUGACUCUGUCGUCCAUAAUAUCCACAACAGACUAGAAGGACGGCCCGCAGAGCAGGCCCGUGAAGAGGUGGUGAAGUUUCUCAAGAGGCCAAAUAAAGAAACAAGUUGUGAAGCAGAGACAAGUUCAGGAUGGCAGCUGUUAAAGUCGCUUUUGUUGCUCACAUCAGGCUCAGCAGAGACAUUAUCUCUUUUAAACCCAGAGCUGCCUGCUGCUUUGGUGAAAUGCCUGUACCUGCUGGUUUGCCUUCCUGCACAACAGGAGAACGCCGCCACAGAGCAGACCUUCCAGGAGCCUCUGACCCAGAUUUUCCUUCAACUCUGCCAGAACCCGCGGAACGUGGAACGGCUGGUAGAGACCCAGGAGCUGCAGUGCCUCAUCAUCGGACUCACAUCACUGUGGGAUCAGACCAGUCCCCAGUGGAGGCACCAGGCGUCAUGCGUUCUCAAAGCUGUCUCUUCUGUACCAACAAAUAAAACCGUGCCAAGUUUAUUACGCAAAAACUGUGUGCGAAUCUGUAUCCAGAACCUGUUGCACAUCAAAGCCAAAGUCUCAGGAUCUCUGCUGGCGGAGGUGGCCGUGGCCGUCUUUAGCUUUGUAAGAGACACAUACCACCUGAAUCCAGCCCUCUUCAUUGAGUUUGACAGCAACAACGGCUACAAGGCCCUGAAAAACAUCCUGAAACGCUGUGAAGACGGCGUGCCCAUGGAUCAGUUUCAGCCCGUGCAGGAACUGCUGGCUCUGAUCGCAGCUUUCACUUUUCUUGGAAAAGCAGAGCUGAAAGUGGCUCUCUGUGUGACCAAUCCCCAGCCUGCAGGCUUCAAGUUUGACCCCCCACUCACUAAAGGUCUGGCAGUAAAGAACCUUCCUGCCUUCCACCUGCUGCAGGCUUCUCUGCUGCGUUCCCAGGACUGUCUUUUCUGCUGUCAGCUCCUUCGAACUCUGCAGACGAUCUGGGAGAAAGACCCGGCUAAUUUCUUUCUCUUAGAGUGGACGGUGCAGUCGAUGGCGCAGCUAGCUGUGCGAGUGAACUGUAAACCGCUGCCUGUCAUGAAGAUCUUCUUUUCAAUGCUGGAGAUGGUGGUGUUUAAGUUGAACUAUAUACCCCAUGAGACGCUGCGAGCCCUGCUGGGUGUACUGAAGCAGAACUGGGCUGGGACUGGCGGAGCGGCAGGGACAGAAUUUAGCGUAGAGGCGCUCCGGAGUUUUCACAAGAUGGUUGUGCACAGCACUAUGCUAACAGAGGUACUAAGUGAUUGGGGAAUACUCGAACUGCUGCUCGGAGAACUUCGCAGGAGGGCUAAGAUCCUGAGGAAGGCUGGAUUUGUAUCUUCCCCCAAAGAAAAUCCCUUGCAGCCUCAAUGUGUGGAGAGAAAUGAGAGACAACUAACUAGCUGCAUGCUUCAGGUUGUUUCAACCCUCACUUUGCGAUCAAUCAAAAACACAGUGUCGCUGCGAGAUCUCGGCAUGGUGCCCUACAUAAAGAUCUUCUUGGACGAUGACCAGUAUCGGGGUCCGACGCUCAGCAUCUUGGAGCAGCUUGCUGAGAUCAACCCUGAUGAAUUCAUGAGCACAGCAGUCGGAGCCCUCUGCUCCUCCACGCAGCAGGAGCUCAAGCUGAAGCUGGACCUCUUGCAGUCUGUGCUCAGAGUGUUGGAGAGCCCCAACUCCUGGGACCCCUUCAGGAAGGCCGGAGGCUUCACUGGGCUGCUGUCUCUGAUGGUGGACAUGGAAGGAGCUCUGGCCGACCCUCCGGAGGGGGAAGUGUGGAAGACUUUGGGGCCUCAACAGCUGCUGGACCUCAUCCUCCUCACGCUGCACAUUAUGGCUCUGGCCGUCCAUCUUCACGUUGUAAAUGCACACCAUUUUGACACUGGGGGGUUUUAUGAAAGGCUCUCGGAUGCUCUUCUCCAUCUGGGCUGCUUUCACGUGGAAGGCCCAAAGUGGGAUGGAGAGAAGUGCUCCUGUCCCAAAACCUCAGAUGAAAACCAGUCUCCAGGAGAGAGCUUUUUCCGCUUUGUUGAGUUUGCAGAAGCCUCUGCAACUCCCAACAGUUCGCCGAAGCAAAGUCUGCCCAUCACUCUUCAGACGUGCAUACGGCUGCUCUCUUACCUCGACCACUUCGCCACAGGGACCUACUCUCCUCAGGCUCUGGGGCCAAAGCCCGACGGCCAAGGUGAUGAGAAUAAUGAGACGCUAUUUGGACCAGGAGGAUGUGAAGGAGUUAAUUCUGGACCUCCAUCAGUCUUCUCUGGAUCAGGUCCACAGUCCAUGGAGGAGAAACUGGGAAGUGUCAGAAACACAGCACCCAGCAGUCCCACAAUCAGCACAGUGAGCCAGUUCAGCAGGCUCACAUGUGAUCAGGUUAUUCUUCAUCCAGGGGCAGUCCGAGUGAUUAUGACUCUCCUUCCACACGUGUUUGCUCCAGAGGACCCACAGUUGUCUAUGGAGGUCCAGUUCUCACUGGCUCACCACAUCCUGGCCAUGGUCAAAUCAGAGCGAAACCGACAGAUAAUGUGUAAGGGGGGACUGGUGUCCACUCUGCUGACACACUGCCGCAGCAUGCUGCUGUCUCCAAACCACCACCUGCAUCUCCCUGUGACAUGUAUUUUCGAGAAGCUCUCCUCUCAGGCCAUCUCUUGUUCUGACUUCAGGAAGUUCCUGUGUUUAGGAGAUCCUCUGAUGUGCUUGGUGAACCGAACAUCCAAGCAGGCUCAGCUGGAAAGCGACCAGACACUUGAGACACCAUGUUCACAAAAUCAGAACACAAAGGCAGAAUCCGCUGACUCUUCCCGGAAGACACUGAAACGGACCUUCAGCUUGUUGCAGCCUACAGCCUCAUUCGGUUCUGCCAUCUCUGUCCACCAGAUCGUCACUCUGGUGUCCAUGACAGUACCGCGCACCUUCAGACCACACCGACUGUCUUCCUCACCUGCCUUUGUAGAGUUUGACAUGAGUGAGAGUGGAUAUGGGUGCCUUUUACUCCCGUCUUUAGCCACGGUGAAAGGCGUGACUGCUGAUUCCAUCUCAACUGGAGGAAUUGGAGGAGAAUGCAGGGGCUUUCCGCCAGCAGCCGGCCUGUCAUUCACCUGCUGGUUCCAGAUCAACAGGUUCAGCUCGGCUUGUGAUUCCCACCCGAUCCGUCUGCUGUCAGUGGUGCGCCACAUGUCCCGAACUGAACAACAGUACAUCUGUUUGUCGGUCUCUUUCUCGGCCUACGAUGGCUGUCUGGUCAUAUCCACAGAGGAGGAAACGUUCACAUACCUAGAUAUGCUGGAGCCAGAGGUUUGCACUCCGACCUCCCUGCCCUCGUCACUGAGGUUCCGCUGCUCUAGCAUGCUGGUCCCUGGCCAGUGGCACCAUUUGGCUGUCGUCAUGGCCAAAGAUGUCAAGAAAAGCUGUAUAACUUCAGCCUACUUCAAUGGAAAGGCAUUGGGAACCGGAAAGAUGAAGUAUGUUCAGCCAUACCCAGGUCAGUUUGUCUCCAUGGACCCCACAGCUGUGAUUGAUGUGUAUGGACUGAUAGGGACACCAGCCAUGUGGAAAGAUCAUGCAGCUUUAGUAUGGCGCGUGGGUCCCUGUCACCUAUUUGAAGAGGUGUUGAGCUCAGAGGCCGUGGCUGUUGUUUACACGCAAGGCACCGCAUACCUAGGGAACUUCUUGGCUCUGCGCGACAUGGGCCCCGAUCCAAACGCUGAGUGUUUCCCGCUCAGGCUGGUUCCUGAGGAGAGAAUCUCUUUUGGCAUCAAUCCUGCAAUUUCUACGUUAACAAGUGUGGUGCAGAUCAGAGAGGAUUACAAUGAGGUGGACUGCAGACUGAUCGCUAAAGAGAUGGGGAUAACAUCUCGAGAUUCCUCCACACCUGUUUUUCUCCUACCAAACAUUAGCAAGCAUCUGAGUGGUACAGCGCGCACCAUAGGCGCUGCCUUGAUUGGACAUUUUGGUGUCCGAACGUUCACGCCAAGGUCUGCUUCCAGUGGUUUCCUGUAUGUUGGCGGGCCUUCCGUUGUUCUCAGUCUUGUUGCGAUGGCGCCAGAUGACAGCUCUUUGUAUGCGGCUAUUAAAGUUCUUCUUUCUGUGCUGGAAACCAACUCCGCAAUGCAGAGUGAAAUGAACCGAAUCAAUGGAUACAAGUUAUUAGCCUUCUUACUGAAGAUGAAAAGCAGUCUUGUCAGCCAUCGAACCUUCCAGCUGGUUAUGUGCCUCUCCAGUUCGGUGGAGAUGAGCUGUGGGACUGGUUUCCUACAGAACACACCUGCUUUCCAGGCUCUGUUGUGUGAUCUAGAGGUGUGGCAGAACACACCAGACAGUCUGGACCUCUCAGUCCUGAAAUACUUUGCUGAAAUCCUGAAAUCUUCAAGUGACGGCAGGAAUGCGGAGGUCAUGCACAGCGUGGGCCUGCUGCCUAAGCUACUGUUUGACUUGAGUGAUCCGGCUGUGACCGUCCAAAGGGUUCACAUUAUUUCUGCCAUCAUCACUUCCCUGCUGAAGGCUCACCUGACUUCUUCGGACAUAAGCAGACUCGGCCUUUUCCUGGUCUACACACUCCCUCCAUCCAGUGCAAAAUCUGAAGGCAGCGAGAUAUCGGAAGGUGAUCUUUCAAGUGAAAUGUCAGCUCAGAGUUCAGGUCCAACCAACCUCAUCUGCAUCCGCAACAAGAUGCUGCUGGUACUCUGUGAAAUCCUCACGUCAGACAGCCUUCAAAAAAAUCACCAGGCGACAGUGUUUGAAUCUCUUGGCAGUGAUUGGUUCCUGCUCUUCCUUCAGGCCCACCUCCACCCUUCCACUUUGAAACUGGGCCUGGUCCUGCUCACACAGUUUCUGUCCAGUCCAGGCCAGCAGGGCAGCUUCAGAGAGGGGGUGAUCCCAGGAACGCUCAUAGAGGGCAUAGAGGAGCCAUUUGUUAUCAUGGACAACCUUCGAGCCCAACCAUGGUCUCAGGAGUGCCUCAGCCCCACAUGUCCAGGUUUUGAUGUUCUCCAGGAGCUGUUGGUCAGACACACUCACCUGCCACAGGUAUAUGAAGCUCUAGCUGCUGUUCUGCUUGGGAGGAGCUCACACCACACUACAGAGGGAGAGGUCCAUUUGGAUGACGCGCUGCAGUCGUUGAUUGAGAGCCAGCGGGAAGCUCCAUCUCAGCAGCUUUGUGUGGAAGCUGCUACAACACUCCUGGAGCUGGUUAAAGUUAUCAUCUCUCAGCCUUUUUCUGCAGACCCAUCUGAUAGCGAUGCGCCAUGGGAGGUGCAGCUAACAGCAAGUGUGAUGCAGUUUCUUUGCCUCCUCCACAAUCUCCGGCCAAGAGACCCACUGUGGGCAUCACCCAAAUUCCUGCGUUCAAUCGCCAGCGUUGUUUAUCCUGUGGAGGUUAAGCCUUGCGAAAUGAGUGAGAGAGAGGAAACAUUCAGCACUCAUCCAACUAGGAAGCCGGUACUCGAUUUCAUUCGUAUUCUGCUGAUGGACAAUCUUCUGAACGUGUGUGCAAACGCCGAUACACAUCCUGUGGUUCUGCUGCUGGAGUUUUGUCCUGACGGCACGUCGGUGGAGCAAAGGCAGAGUUAUCAGUCUGAGCUGGUGGAGCUGAUCAUGAACAUCAUCCAUAUGCUCAGCUACGAUGAGGAUAACAACACCCAUCUUACCUCGCAAGACUGCAGUCGUGACAUGCCCGAGGGAGAGAUGGGUACUCUGAUGGAGAAUGUGGUGCUCUUCAGUCGGACUUUGCUGGAGAACCUUCACAAUGCAAUGUUCACUGGAGAUUCUGAAACUUUACUUGACUUCCUGGCGGAUCAGAUCAUGGUGGCUGUGGGGAAAGCUCACUCUCAGAGGGAGAGGACGGUGUCCGCUCUCUACUCAUGCACCAAUAAAGUGCUGCUUCACUUCCUGUCCCAACCACGACAGUCCCAAGAAGAGAAAGAAGUCGUUAUCAAGGCACUGCAGACCUUCAUGGGACGCUGGGAUGUUUUCAUGGCAACCUUCAAUGCUAAUGUGAACUUCAUCACCUGCCUUCUUCAUUGUCUGCUACUCAUUCGCUCUGGCAGCUACCCUGAAGGUUUUGGAUGUGUGGCACAAAAGGGACACAACAAAAAAUCGAGCCCCCUACCUCCCAGGACUAAACGGCCUUCCUGCCUCAGUAAUGCAGCAGACAUCAUGACAGAUGACAAAGAGCUCGUGUCCUUAGCAGAGGCCUGCUGGUCAAAGGUCCUUUCUGAAAGGCAGCACAUGCUUGAAGAGAGCUUGAAGGUUGAGAUCUCAGCGAGCAGUGCGACUGAGACGAAGCCGGUUACCAUGACCGAAAUCAGCCCCCUGUGGGAGGAGAUGGCACACAAAGCUUGGCAGCUAUACACAGAAUCUCAGAAGACAAAAGCGGCCAGCAGAUCUCAGAGGACGCUUGAUGUCAUAGGUAGCGCUCUACGCGCUGCUUUGGGCAAAAGUCAAGAGUCGAUAAAAGCAGAGGAGUUUCUGUACCACAUGGAGUCGCAUCGGCACCGAGGCCACAGCGUCUUCGAGAACAUGAGGACCAGCCACUUACAGAUGCAAACCGCCGAGUGGGAGCUCGCGAGUUCUCAGUGGAUGCGUGUGGAGGCCGAGCUGCUGAGGGAGAGAGCUGUGUUCGGCCCGGGCCCUGGGGUGCUGUUGAGUCAAGACUGGGUGCAAGAAUCUGCAGAAGGACCCAACAGGACCAAGCUGCGCAUACGCAGGAAAGCCAUGAGGCAGUCCAAACGGCUCCUGGGAGCAAUGGGUCUCGGCCUAAGAUCUGAGGAGAAAGAUGGCAGAUCCAAUAGUGAUGCAGAGCCCAAGAUCUUGUGUGACGUCGAUCCAGAGGUCAAAGAGGACGAAGCAGAGGGAGAGCAGAGCUGCGAGCGUCUGACGUUUUUCCCGGCUUUGAACGAGACACCGACAGUGACCGAGGGUUUACCUGACCCUUUCACCCCUGAGCCCUGCUCACACACACAAGACUGCCCUGACAUGCGCAUUGUCCUCCAGGAGCUGCACCCCGGAGAGAAGAUAAAGGCAAAAAUGUGCAUGGUGAUGGUGAGUGGCCUCAGGGUGACAGAAGGUUUGCUGCUGUUUGGAAAUGAGAGCCUGCUCUUGUGUGAGGGAUUCACGCUGAACACCGCUGGAGACGUCUGCUGCAGGAGACACCACCCGAGCAGAGUGAAGGAUUCCUUUAUUUCCACCAUGCUGAGCAAAGAGCUGCCGUCGGCCACGUGCAGACGCUGGCUUUACGAGGACAUCAAGGAGGCGCGCUUCAUGCGCUUCCUUUUAGAGGACAAUGCCAUUGAAAUUUUCAUGAAAAAUGGACACUCUGCAUUCCUUGUGUUCCUGAAUAAAGACCAUGUCUCCGCAUAUAAAAGACUAAGCACAGUGGUGCCGGCAUUAAAAGGCAGAGCUGUUGCUGAGGUCAUUGCUAACGCAAAGAAGACUCCAGUGGUUGGAAAGACAGCCCUUGUUAAAUGGCAGAAAGGCGAGAUGAGCAACUUUGAGUAUUUGAUGCACCUGAACACUAUUGCUGGAAGGACGUACAAUGAUUUGAUGCAGUAUCCAGUUUUCCCCUGGAUCCUGGCUGACUAUCAGUCAGAGACACUGGAUCUGUCAAAUCCCACAACUUUCCGUGACUUGUCCAAGCCAAUGGGAGCUCAGACAGAGAAAAGGAAACAGAUGUUUAUAGAGAGAUAUGAAGAAGUGGAAAACACUGGGGGCGAAGUAACAGACAUGUCAGCACGUUGCCACUACUGUACACACUACUCCUCUGCCAUCAUUGUGGCCUCCUUCCUUGUAAGAAUGGAGCCUUUUUCACACACUUUCCAGGCACUUCAGGGAGGGUUUGAUAUCCCUGAGCGGAUGUUCCACAGUAUAGGAAAAGAGUGGGAGUCGGCAUCCAGAGACAACAUGGGAGACGUCAGAGAACUGAUACCGGAGUUCUUCUACCUGCCAGACUUUCUGCUCAACUCCAACCACAUCCAGCUCGGUUGCUUGGAGGACGGCACCGCUCUGGGAGAUGUGGAACUGCCUCCGUGGGCGAAAGGUGACCCCCAGGAGUUCAUUAGGAUCCAUCGAGAGGCCCUGGAAAGCGACUAUGUGAGCUCCUGCCUCCACCUGUGGAUCGACCUGAUCUUUGGACACAGACAACAAGGUUCAGCCGCUGUGGAAAGCGUGAAUACAUUCCACCCCUAUUUCUAUGCGCAGAGAGGCCGACAACAUGCAAAAGACCCCAUGAUCAAGAGCACCAUCUUGGGAUACGUCAGCAACUUUGGCCAGAUUCCCAGACAGCUUUUUACCAAGCCUCAUCCUCCUCGUGGGGGCUUCAAGAAAGAUGGGUCUUCACCCUCUCAUCCGACUCCAUUUUUUUUCCAACUGGAUACACUAAAGACAUCUGCACAACCGUUCAGAGAGCUACCAAGAGGUCCGGUAGGUCAGAUACUUUGUCUUGAGAAAGAAGUCUUGGUCGUGGAGAAAAACCGGUUACUUGUAUCGCCUCCAUCCGGCUGCGUCUUCAGCUGGGGAUUCCCAGACAACAGCUGCGCCUUUGGAAACUACGGCGCAGAGAAGCACUUUGCAGUAAGCGAGAGCUUGUGCGACUGGGGCGAGACGCUGUGCGCCGCCUGCCCCAACACGACCACCGUCAUCACCGCAGGAAGCAGCACGGUCGUCUGUGUGUGGGAAGUGGCUGUCGGCAAGGACAGACUCUCUCACAUGAAGCUCAGACAGCCCUUAUACGGUCACACCGAUGCAGUGACGUGCCUGGCUGUGUCUGAGGGCCAGAGCUUGAUCGUGAGCGGCUCCCGUGACCUCACAUGCAUCCUGUGGGAUCUGGAGGAGCUAAAUUAUGUCACCCAGUUAGCGGGACACACAAGCAGCGUCUCUGCACUGGCCAUCAAUGACCUCACGGGGGAGGUUGUGUCGUGUGCGGGACCUCGGCUGUACCUGUGGAGCAUGAAGGGCCAGCUGCUGGCUUGCACUGAAGCUUCCUGCGGGCCUCAGGCAGACAUCCUGUGCGUCGGCUUCACACAGCGGCACGAGUGGGAUUCCAGAAACGUCGUCGUCACAGGGUGUGCAGACGGCAUUAUUCGGAUAUGGAGGACAGAGUACACCAGAACACAAUUACCUGGCCCUCCAGAAGAGCCCGUGUCCCCGGGGCAGGACCAGAUAGAAAGAGAUGGGAGCGCCUCAGGCCAGGGGAAAGGCUGGAGGAGGUGUCUGGUGUUGUGUCGGGAGCUGAGCAGAAGUCCGAGCGUUUUCCAGCGCCGCCCCAACGACAGCCCCGCCGUCACCGCUCUGGCCAUGAGCAGGACUCAUGCAACCCUUCUGGCCGGAGACGCUUGGGGCAGAGUUUUCACCUGGACCUGCGAGUGAAGGACGGCUGCAGUCGAUGUUUCUGCGCACCUCGUCGCUCCGCGAGGAAAAAAAACUGAGAGAAAAACUCAUCAACAGUCUUAAGGCGUGACACUGGCCGAGCGGCAGGAGCUGUCUAGUAGUUACAACAGAAUCAAGAUACACAUAAAACACAGUAUUUCCCACUUGCGAGCAUAUUUAACUAUGUAUUUCUCUGUAAAUAAUGAAUGUCAAUUAAUAUAAAUAAAAUCAUGGAGAGACAUU